AUGGCAGACCCGCCAAAGCUCGCCAGUGCAGUGACCGACUACGCCCGCCUCGACCCUGUCGACCUCGCCGCUUCCCCGAUCCCGCUCAAGCUCGCUCAUGGCGUCGUCAACCGCGAUUACCGCCUCAUCGAGCUCGUCAAGGCCCUCGCAGACACGCUCACCUCGGACGACGAUGCCCGUCGCGCAAGAGGCGUCUCGCUCCUGUCGUCCGUCGUGAUCAAGCUCGUCGACCUGGACCGCGCAGCCCUCGACCGCCAGAUCACCAAGACGCUCACGACCUUCUUCGUCGACAAGCUUGGAGAGAAGAACUCGCUCGUCGCGUGCGCCGAUGCCCUCACGUCCCUUACGGCGUCGGCCGCGUUCGGCGUCGGCGAGGGCAUGGAGGUCGCCCGAGGUGUAUUCGCGUCCGUCACGCUCAAGGCGCACCCGCAGGCCGUCCGCCACAGCGUCUACGUCCUCGUCGACGCCCUCAUGGGCCGCAGCCGGCCCGCCCUCCUCCGCCUCGGCAACGAGUUCAUCAGCGGCUACUGCGCCCUCGUCGAGGGCGAGAAGGACCCGAGGAACCUCAUGAUCAGCUUUGGCAUCGUCAGGGUCAUCCUUCUUGAGUUCGACAUCGCCAAGAACGUCGAGGACCUGUUCGACAUCACCUUCUGCUACUUCCCGAUCACGUUCACGCCGCCGCCAGACGACCCGUACGGCAUCUCGAGCGACGACCUCAUCGUCGCCCUUCGUGACUGCUUGUCGGCGACGCCGUUGUUCGGGCGACUCGCGCUCCCGCUCUUCUACGACAAGAUGCAGGCUGCGUCGGAAAAGGCCAAGCGUCAAACAAUGCAGGCGCUGACGGCGUGCUUCCCGAUCUACGGCGCGGCGGCAUCGGGCGAGUGGGCCGGCCGGUUCUCGGAGGCGCUUAUCAUCGAGGUGUUCCACGCGAGCGACGACAGCAUGCAGGACCUCGCGCUCGGCACGAUGCGCGCCCUGUUCGCGACACUGUACCCGGACGAGACGCUCGACGGCUCGGGCGCCGCCGUUGCGCAGCUCGUCGCGCCCGAUGGCGAGGACGCUGAGAUGCAGCCCGUGAGCGAGCUCGUCGUCGAGUCGGCCACGGCGGCGCCCGAGGACAAGAUCGAGGGCGUCGCGGUCAAGGUGGUGCAGAACUCGCUCGACGAGCUCGCCGAGCCGGAGAAGAACAACGCCAAGCCUGCCGUGCGCAUCCUUACGGCACUCGUCGCUUCUUCAGCUCGCCUCGCGCGCUACGUCCUCGCGCAGGCGCUCCCGCCGCUUCUCGCCCUGUACAAGGACCAGGACCAGAUCACGCUGCGCCCUUCCGUCCUGUCGCACCUCGCCACCCUCCUCUCGUCGCUGUCGCCGCCCGAGCCGUCCCCCUCUCCCUCCGCCGCGACCCUCCCGACCAUCCUCUUCCCUCCCCCGUCGCUCCUCUCGCACGACACGAGCGGCAGCAGCCCGUCACCUCUCGAGCCGUUCCGCGACGACCUCCUGUCGCUCCUCCCGUCGGCGACGCGCGCCCUCACGUGCCGCCUCGCGGCCCUGUCGGCCUUGUCGGCGCUCCUGCGCGUGCCGCACUUCCUGUCGGCCGACGAGCUCGAGUACUGCGUCAGCGCCAUGAACGACGUGCUCGCGACGCCGCUCGACGGCGACGAGUACUGCGACGCCGCGCUCGACGCGCUCGUCCUCGUCGCCGCCUCGCACCCGUCCCUCGUCGAGCGCCUCGUCCUCCCGGGCCUGUUCGCCGCCCUGCCCGCCGGCGCGCCCGGCUCGUCGUCCCCGUCGCCGUCGCGCGCCGAGGCCGACCGCGACGCGUACCGUCGCGCACUCGAGGCCCUCGCCGCCCUCGCCGUGUGCCACCCAGCCCUGUUCGAGCUCGUCGCUGUGCGCCUCUCGGCGCGCCUCGAGGCGCUCGUCGCGCUCCCUGCAGACGGCGACGAGGGCCCGGCGGCGGCGCUGUACGCGCACCACGUCCUAACGACGCUGCGCGCCGUCCUCGCCGACAAGGUCCGGCGGGGCGACGCCGACGUGCCCAAGUACGUCGAGCGGUUCGUGCCCGGCCUGUUGGGCAUGUUUCUGCUGCCGACGACGGUCGAGAGGGAGGCGGGCAGGGGCAAGACGGUGGCAGAGGACGUGCGGCUCCUGGUCGAUGCGGGCAAGGUCGUCAACCUCGUGCUGCAGCGGGUCGACGUUGAGCGGCAGUCGGCCUUCUCGGCGGCGGUCAACGACGCGUUCCAUCGGGGCAAGCUCGAGGCGCUCCUCGGCGCUGCGGCGGUCAAGGAGGCGGGCCCUGUGCCCUUUGCGCCCUUCUCGUCGUCAAGCUCGACCUCGCAGCAGAACCUCCUGUCUCUCUUCACCUCGUGCCUCGUCGCCAUGCGCCCGACCGUCUCGCUCCCGACCGCCGACCUCGUCGCGUUCCUUCGAUCCUGCCUCGAGCGGUCCCUCGCGUGCCAGAACGAGAUCCAGCUCGUCGCCGUCCUGCACCUGCUCGCCAACUCGGUCAACAAGCGCGCUCAAGAUGUCCCCGACUUUAUCGAGCAGGACUUGCCGGCCUUCUUCGACGCUCACGUCGCGCCUUCCUCGUCGCCCGACGUCACGCGCCGUACUGCGCUGCGAGUCUGGAUCUGGGUGGCCAAGGGCCUCAUCGUCCGGUCCGACGCUCGCGGGUACGCCAUGGUCGAGCGCGUGCUCGCCCUCUUUCACGACGAGACGCUCGGCAGGACGGCGGCCGCGAGCCUGGGCGCCAUCGCCGAGGAGAAGGACGGCGUGCUCGCCAAGGACAACUUUGCCGUCAUCAGGCUCUUGUACAAGCAGCGCUUCUUCACGUUCCUCCUUACUAAACUCGUCGCGUCGUACAAAGAGGCGAGCAGUCCGGGGCAGACGGUCUACCUCGCGGCGCUCUCGUCCCUGCUGCAGCACCUGCCCAAGCAGCUCGCCCUCACGCAGCUCCCCAAGCUCGUCCCCCUUCUCAUCACUUCCCUCGACCUCCCCGACGCCGCACUGCGCGCCAACGUCCUCGACGCCCUCUCGACCCUCGUCGCCGAGGUGCCCGCCGAGCUCGACAACGCCAUCAGCGGCAUCGUCGCCAAGGUGCUGCGCGGCCUGAGCGGCGAGACGGCGACGGCGCAGGGGCGUGCGGCAGUUCACCUUCGCCUCUCGUCUCUCGCCUUCCUCUCGGUCCUCCCGGCCCACAUCCCGUACCUCUCGCUCCACGGCCAGAAGGCCACUGUCCUCAAGGAGCUCGGACGCGCGAUCGACGACCCGAGGAGGGACGUGCGGCGUGCGGCGGUCGACGCGAGGAGCCGGUGGUUCUUGUACAGCGGGUGAGCGCGGCCAGGUUCGCAAUCGAUAGACUUCUCGCCGACUGUCCAUGAC
This is a messenger RNA of Rhodotorula graminis WP1, 3378 nucleotides long. RefSeq lists its product as uncharacterized. The coding region runs from base 1 to 3330 and encodes 1109 amino acids. The transcript has 17 exons. NCBI's taxonomy places the organism in Eukaryota, Fungi, Basidiomycota, Microbotryomycetes, Sporidiobolales, Sporidiobolaceae. Gene Ontology annotation, cellular component: cytosolic [4Fe-4S] assembly targeting complex. The record is from RefSeq and is a predicted model, not a curated record. Gene Ontology annotation, biological process: iron-sulfur cluster assembly.